AUGCACAACGCCAGGCUAAUUGAUGAUGAAGAUGCAGAUAUUAAUAAUAAUAAUAAGGACGGUACGGUCGACAUUUGUCGGGCAUGCCGCCGUCCCGGAGAGUCACUCAGGCAUAUCAUUUCCGGUUGUUCUCAUCUUGCUAACGGCGAGUACUUGCACAGACAUAAUCUCGUAGCCAGGAUUAUUCACCAGCAGCUUGCUCUUCUAUAUGGCCUUGUGGACCGCGAAGUACCGUACUACAAGUAUUUGCCUGUGCCAGUUCUCGAGAAUGGUCGUGCCACGCUCUAUUGGGAUCGGUCUAUCAUCACUGACAGGACUAUUGUAGCCAAUAAGCCUGACAUCGUGCUGAUAGAUCGAACGCAGCGCCGGGCAGUGCUCGUCGACGUCACCAUCCCCCAUGAUGAGAAUCUCGUGAAGGCCGAGAAGGACAAGUCCAGCAAGUACCUAGACUUGGCUCACGAGAUAACCGCCAUGUGGAAUGUUGACUCGACGAUCAUUGUUCCUAUAGUCGUGUCAGCGAACGGUCUCAUUGCGAAGAGUCUCGACCAACACCUAGAGAGACUCUCGCUGGGUGGUUGGAUCAAGGGUCAGAUGCACAAGGCGGUGAUCUUGGACACGGCGCGGAUAGUCCGCCGGUUCCUCUCUCUGCGGCCCUGACCACCGGCAGCUUGGGCCCUGCCUCGCUGCUGGCGGCACCCUAGGUUAGGUUUUUUAUAAUGUGUUUAUAUGUAUUUUGUAUUGUUUUGUUAGAUGUAUUUU
Molecule: messenger RNA, 759 nt
Organism: Cydia strobilella
Lineage: Eukaryota; Metazoa; Arthropoda; Insecta; Lepidoptera; Tortricidae
Exons: 3
Coding region: 1-657 (218 amino acids)
Source: RefSeq, a predicted model, not a curated record